This is a messenger RNA of Myxocyprinus asiaticus (Chinese sucker), 1993 nucleotides long. RefSeq names its product methyl-CpG binding domain protein 3a (gene mbd3a). Bases 79 to 897 code for a protein of 272 amino acids. Gene Ontology annotation, molecular function: DNA binding. The transcript has 7 exons. NCBI's taxonomy places the organism in Eukaryota, Metazoa, Chordata, Actinopteri, Cypriniformes, Catostomidae. The record is from RefSeq and is a predicted model, not a curated record.
AGUUCACAGGGAGUCGUGAGGUGAGCGGACAGACUGCAGCGAUCAGCCGCUUUUGACCCCAAACAGACUCCAGGGAACAUGGAGAAGAAAAGGUGGGAGUGCUCGGCUCUCCCGAAUGGUUGGAAAAUGGAAGAAGUGACCAGAAAGUCGGGCUUGUCCGCGGGGAAAAGUGAUGUCUAUUAUUUUAGUCCAACGGGAAAGAAGUUUCGGAGUAAGCCGCAGCUGGCCCGUUACCUGGGAAACUCCAUGGACCUGAGCUCCUUUGAUUUCCGCACGGGGAAAAUGCUUAUGAGCAAACUAAACAAGAACAGGCAACGGACACGCUGCGAUCACAAUCAAAGCAAGGGUAAGCCUGAUCUGAACACGUCACUACCGGUUCGACAGACAGCGUCCAUCUUCAAACAGCCGGUCACCAAGGUUACAAAUCACCCCAGCAACAAGGUUAAGACAGACCCUCAAAAAGCUGUUGAGCAGCCCAGACAGCUGUUCUGGGAGAAAAAGCUGAGUGGACUCGAUGUGUAUGAUAUAGCAGAGGAACUGGUGAAGACUAUGGAUCUUCCUAAAGGUUUGCAAGGCGUUGGUCCGGGUUACUCGGAUAAGACUCUUUUGUCGGCUCUCGCGAGUGCUCUUCACACCAGCUCAAAUCCAAUCACAGGCCAGCUGUCUGCAGCGGUGGAGAAGAACCCUGGAGUCUGGCUGAACACAUCACAGCCGCUCUGCAAGACCUUCAUGGUCACUGAUGAAGACAUCAGGAAGCAGGAAGAUCUAGUGUAUAACGUGAGGAAGAGGCUGGAGGAAGCGCUCGUGGCAGACAUGUUGGCGCACAUAGAUGAAGCUGCUGUUGAUACCAAAUCACUGAAGGACGAAUCCACCGAUGAGGAGAUGGAGACUGUAUAACUGGUCAUCAGUGUCGAGUAGAACAACCUGGAUUACAGUAUUUUUACUCCCAACACCAAAAGACGCAUUCACACACUGAAGCUGAUCCCUAUGCAGAAAACAAAACCUUCCUUCUCUAAAUCAGCUGUGAAGCUCAUAUUUUACCCUUAACCCUAAAAAAAGUGCAUUCUGUCUAAUUUUUUUUUAGCCAGAUUAUUUUGUUUGGGAUUGAGAAGAAUUAGAUGAAUGCUGGUUAAAUGUCUCUUUCACUAUUUGUCCAUGAAACUGACAUUUGUGUUUAACAGCAUGACUUACUUGGUUUGAGUGAUUUUUCUAUACUGUCAACAGGUUUUCUCCAUGUUUUUACUUGGAUGUCAUAUACUAAGUGUUUUUGAUUUUUCAAAUCAUGCUAGCCUGUAACAAUUUUUUACACAUUUUGUUUUAUGAAAUAAAUGCCAUGUUUUUAUGAUUAUCUUAAAGACAUUUGAUAGCUAGUACAAAUAUGGUGCUCAUUUAUUUUCAUGGUUACUUUAUAUUUUAGCAUGCAGUGUUUAGACAUAAGCUUUUACAUUGGUGCUUUUUAUGUUUGUUUUCCCUCCAAGCUAUGUAGCAAUGUUUCUGUCAUUGUAUAGCUCACAUAAUUGAAAAGGAAGAGGUAGUUUACAUCAGUUGUAGAGUUAUCAGUUUUAGUUCAUUUUAUCAUGACAUUAGAACAGAUCAAAUCGUUUUUGAUUUGACAUGACUUCUUGAUGUGGACUGAAAAUCAGUCUAUUUCAAUUACUGUGCAGAAAUGAGCAUGAUACAGCUUUUUUAUUAUAAUUAUUAUUUCUCCAACGUGUUAAAUUCAUGCUCUUGUGAGAACACACUUUCCCUCUCAUUCUUUGCAUAGUUUGCAUUUGGUUCUGUUAUUUUCACACGAUCAUGGUUAAAUAUAGAUGGUUUUAUGUUCUUGUGUCAUUGUGCUCUCAUGAAUUCACAUUAGGUGGGAGGGGGGUGUAUUUUGUAUUUUAAACUUCUUUUUUUUUUUUCUUGAAGAAAGCAUAGAGAAGGACUGAGGGGAAAAACUCAAAGCUAAAUAAUACUUUUGUACAUUUUGAAAUUAAAGUUUUUAAACACA